UCCUCCUCCCCCUCCUCCUCGUCUCCUCCCUCUGUCUGCUGGGCCCAUCGGUCUCCGAAGGAAAGUUCCUGACCCUUAAAUGCUUAUUUUUCAUCAAUUAUUUCACGCACACUCAUCAUUGUCGGAAGAUUUUGGAAAUAAACGCCACACCUCCCUGCUUUGAGGAAAUACAAAUCUGUAGCUUAUCGUCAAACGAUGCCAAGCUUCUGACCUCACUGCAGCCGUUCUUACUGAAAGUUUGGGACUGAGAAGAUGCGUUCCAGUGUGGAUGUACCACCAAGCGCAGUUGGAAGAGGAGGUGCUGGCAGCAACAACAGCAACAACAACAAUAACAACAGCAGCAGUGAAAACACUGGAAACUCAGGUUCCCAGUAUGCACUCUGUGCUCUGGGCGUUGGGCUUGUUGCCCUGGGCAUUGUGAUGAUUGUUUGGAGCGUGGUACCUGCAGAAACGGCUGGAAACAGUAGCAGCAUCGAUUCAGGAGAGGAGAGUGGUAUGAGCGGAAGGAAACACAAAGCGUCCUCCGUGGCCUUUGUGUUGGUGGGCUCCGGGGUGGUCAUGCUGCUGCUGUCCUUGUGUCUGGGGAUGAGGAACAAACAGCGGGAGCAGCUCAUGCUGCAGGAGGCUCAGAACCACAGAGUGGCAGCUCGGGAGCAGGUGGAGAGAGAAAAUGCCGAGGAGCAGGCCCAGCGGUACGCCGUCCCCAGCUACGAAGAGGUCGUGGGCAGUGGCCAGUAUCCUGUCAGUCAGAGCAGCCUCCGCCCAAGCCCCUCCCAACUGCCGUCCUACGAUGACCUUGUCCAAGUUGACGGGUUACAGUAUGAAUUUGAGGGGUCAGAGGUCACACCUCCCGGAUCACAGCCCGCAACGGCUCCCCCUGCUGCUGCUUCCUCAUCAAAUCGCAGAGCUGGGAAAAAUAGCCGCAAGCUCCUCCCGAUCAAGAUCCGCAGGAUUAAAUCUGAGAAGCUGCACAUGAAGAACAUUGAUAACUCUCAGCCGGCAGCUGGAUUCAGUAUAGAACCGCUUACCCCUCCGCCGCAGUAUGAGGAUAAAGUGCCUCCGAUUUAAUAUAAAGCUGAUCGUGUUUAAAACAAUCUACUGACUUUCCUGGAAUCCUCCAUGAUUUCCUUUUGUGGAUCUGGAUCUGCGGUUUUUAAACCAAGACUUGAAGAGGGCUCUUCCUGCAGCCCAUUCUCAGUGAAACAUUUUUAUAAGACACUGUUUUGUUCUAACUUAUCACUGCGUGCCACAUCACUCUGAAGCACAGAACAGAGAAACCUUUAUAUUUUUCACUUCUCUGAAACGGACAGUGAAACACAAACUUGCUGGAACCUCCCUCAGUGUGACAGAUUCUUUCCAACUAUGGCACUAUGGACUAAAUGCACACACCAAAUGCAGUUUACUUCAUGUCAUUGUCUGAUUAUGCUCGUCUUUAGGUUCUUUGUUAGGAGGUGAGUGGGCGGUGAAAGAGAUCAUAGGACAUCGUUUAGCGGUUAUUGUGAGGAUUUGUAUGCAAACUUAAAUAGAUAUGUGCAGGUCACUCAUCUUGGGAAGUAGGUGCUGUUUGGGCAGUGUUCCACCCUGGGAGGCCUUGGAUUACUACCAGCGGUUUACCAAAUGUAUGCUUCACGGUGACAUUGUAAUAUGUGCUCAGCUGGCUUGACAUGAUGUGGUAGGCCUCACUAAAUCUGUCCCUUCUCUAAGGUUGUGUUUUUUGAUAAGCUGUUCCAAAAUCAGGUGUCAUUUGUUCUAAAACAUGCAUCAUGAAAUAGUAUUUUUACUUCUUAAAGCUGUAGUAAGGCAUUUUGACCUCUAAAAGGCACAAAGAUGCUUAAACAAACUCAACAUCAGCUCAUCCUUUUUAUUGUUUCAUUGCUAACACGUUAGUAAAUGCUGGCUAACUGUAGAACGAGAUUAGCAUGCUAUAAGAGUCUUGUUUCCAGGUAAGUGAGAAAUGAAAGUACCAGAUUUAUUUUUAACUCUGGUUUGGUUUCAAGCAACUCAAGGAAACAUAGAUGUGUCUUUAGCUUGCUAAACCCUCCUUACUUUUAACUCAUUUAUCUUGGAUCUCUUUCGCAUUUCUCAUGAGACUCAGCCAUAAGUCUGCUGAAACAAAAACCUAAACAAUGGUCUUUAGAGUCUGAGUGUGCAAACAAACAGACAUUAGGAAAUGUAAACUACCUGUCAGUUAGUGAGAUAAUGGGAGGGGACUGUGAUUAAUUUAAUGGCUGAAUUUUUUUAUUUAUAGACGGUCUAAUUUCAUGAGUCUUUAAGGAGUGCCUCUGCUAACCCCCUGCAGGAGACUGAGUUUGCCCAACAGUUGCACACCCUGAAGUGUAGUGCCUUUUGUGUUCAUAACAACACUGCUGCUUCUCCAAAAACAUUUCAAAAGGCAUUGUAUGACUGAACCUGAGCUCUGAUGUUGCUCCUCCAAUGCAGUGUUUAAAAAGAGAAGGAAGGAGGUGAGAGCAUAAUAGAACGAGCCAUUGAAUAGUUGAAGCCUUCUCCCUGUAGCCAUGGUGAACACUGUGGCACUGUGAAGGCAGUAGUGUAGUCUGCUUCUCUCCCCUGCUUGUUUGCCGCACUCUGCCAGCAGAAAGACUCUUUGACUGUGCAGCUGCAAGAUAACAACAGCAGCUAUUGCUCACUCACUCGCUCACCCCCAUUCGUCUGACCACAGUGGGGCUGAUUUCACUCAGAAGUAUGCAGAGAAUGAAGCAGAACAGAGAAAAACUGUUCAGGGAAGUGGCUUGAGAUCAAACGCCGUGCACUAUUUCAUUAUUACCUGUCAAUCUACGAUUUACCAGACAUUCAAAUGAAAGUUUAAAUGUUGAACUAAAGAUUGUUUCCUCUUUUAUUUCAUCAUAUAUAAGUCCCUUUACAUCAGUGACUUCAUCAACUACAUCUACACCAUGUGUUUGAGUAAUGUAGUUAAUGCAGAAACGCUCCUCAAUCAUUUUCAGCUGGUCAUAUUAUAUAUUUCCAGGUAGAAAAAAGCACAGUUAUCAGGCCUUUAUUCUUUAGUCAGUACUGUCGACAUAGUCAUCGUACCUCAUUUUGUACAAGACCAUUUAUUUACAUGAUUGAUUUUUAUAUAACUGUGUAGUCAACAUGUUUUACAUGGAUGAUCAUUUAGAAGUCAGUCCCUUCCUGUUUUACGAGUGUCUAGAACACAUGCUGUUCAUUUAUCAUUGCUUUUUUACUACUUAAAUCCAUAUUUCUUUUAUAUGUACUGUGAAACUGUGCUUUUCUAUGCUAAUUCUAUAUUUGUUUGUGGAAAAUAAGAGUUUUUCUUUGAAGAGUUAAACAAAUGUAUCUCAUGAAUAUUUAAUGAGAAAUAAAAGGAAGUAUUUGUUAAUUA
Messenger RNA from Eleginops maclovinus (Patagonian blennie), 3361 nucleotides. It is a transcript of the gene tmem51a, whose product is annotated as transmembrane protein 51a. NCBI's taxonomy places the organism in Eukaryota, Metazoa, Chordata, Actinopteri, Perciformes, Eleginopidae. The transcript is spliced from 3 exons. The record is from RefSeq and is a predicted model, not a curated record. Bases 253 to 1068 code for a protein of 271 amino acids.